GCAUGCGCGUGCUGUUCCUCAAGUCCUGUGAGGGGAGAGCAGCCACUCCAAUCCCGGAAGUCGGUCCGAGAGCUGCUUCAACAUGAAGUCCCGCUUCAACACUGUAGAUAUCCGGGCAGUAAUUGCUGAGAUGAGGCAAAGCUUGUUGGGAAUGAGAGUCAACAACGUCUACGAUGUGGAUAAUAAGACCUACCUCAUCCGCCUCCAGAAGCCAGAUGUCAAAGCUACCCUUCUCCUGGAAUCUGGGAUUAGGAUUCACACCACAGAAUUCGAGUGGCCCAAGAACAUGAUGCCCUCUGGCUUUGCAAUGAAGUGUCGCAAGCAUUUGAAGACCAGGAGGCUCGUGAGCGUGAAGCAGCUCGGUGUGGACAGAAUAGUAGACUUCCAAUUUGGAAGCGACGAAGCAGCUUACCAUCUGAUUAUUGAGCUCUAUGACAGGGGCAACAUUGUGCUGACUGACCACGAGUAUCUCAUUCUGAACAUCCUGAGGUUUCGUACCGACGAAGCAGAUGACGUCAGGUUUGCUGUGCGGGAACACUACCCGGUCGAUAAUGCCAAACCAGCAGCACCGUUGCCUACUUUGGAGAGGCUGACAGAAAUAAUAACCACAUCACCCAAGACGGAACAGAUCAAGAGAGUCCUAAACCCUCACCUUCCGUAUGGAGCCACUCUGAUUGAGCACUGCCUCAUAGAAACAGGAUUUUCAGGGAAUACGAGAAUAGAGCAAAUAGACAGCAAAGAUAUUGGAAGGUUACUAGCUGCUUUACAGAAAGCUGAAGAAUAUAUGGAAGUGACGGACAACUUUGAUGGCAAGGGCUACAUCAUCCAAAAGAGGGAGAAAAAGCCAAGCCUGGAGCCAGAAAAGCCAGCUGAGGAAAUCCUCACAUACGAGGAGUUCCACCCUUUCUUGUUCUCGCAAUACACCAAGUGCCCGUUCGUGGAGUUUGAAUCUUUCAAUAAGGCCGUGGAUGAAUUCUACUCAAAGCUGGAGGGGCAGAAGAUAGACUUGAAGGCAUUGCAACAGGAGAAGCAAGCUCUGAAGAAGCUAGAAAAUGUUCGGAAGGACCACGAGCACAGGUUGGAAGCCCUUCACCAAGCCCAGGAAAUUGACAAAGUGAAAGGAGAACUUGUGGAGAUGAACCUGGAGAUGGUGGACCGCGCCAUCACGGUGGUCCGGAGCGCCCUGGCCAACCAGAUAGACUGGACGGAGAUCGGGUCACUGGUCAAGGAGGCCCAGGCACAAGGGGACCCCGUGGCCAGUGCCAUCAAGGAGCUGAAGCUGCAGACCAACCACAUCACCAUGCUCCUCAAAAACCCUUACGUAUUCUCCGAAGAGGAGGAGGAGGAGGAUGAUGGAGAAGUCGAAGAGGAGGUGGAAGAAGAGACCAAGGGAAAGAGAAAGAAGAACAAAGCCAAGCAGCUGAAGAAACCUCAGAAGAACAAGCCCUUGCUGGUGGACCUGGAUCUCAGCCUGUCUGCCUACGCAAAUGCCAAAAAAUAUUAUGAUCACAAAAGAUUUGCUGCCAGAAAAACCCAGAAAACAGUAGAAGCAGCUCAAAAGGCCUUCAAAUCAGCAGAGAAGAAGACCAAGCAAACUCUGAAAGAGGUUCAAACGGUGACCACCAUUCAGAAGGCGCGGAAAGUAUACUGGUUUGAGAAAUUCCUGUGGUUCAUUAGCUCUGAAAAUUACCUUGUUAUCGCUGGGAGAGACCAACAGCAAAACGAGAUGAUCGUCAAGAGAUACCUGCGGCCAGGUGACAUCUAUGUUCACGCUGACCUCCACGGAGCAACCAGUUGUGUCAUCAAGAACCCAACAGGAGACCCGAUCCCCCCACGGACGCUCACGGAGGCAGGCGCCAUGGCCCUCUGCUACAGCGCUGCCUGGGACGCACGGGUUAUCACCAGCGCCUGGUGGGUGCACCACCAUCAGGUGUCCAAAACAGCCCCCACUGGAGAAUACCUGACAACCGGAAGCUUCAUGAUCCGAGGAAAAAAGAAUUUUCUCCCACCUUCCUAUUUAAUGAUGGGCUUCAGCUUCCUCUUUAAGGUGGAUGAGUCCUGUGUUUGGAGGCACAAAGGUGAGCGGAAGGUGAAAGUGCAAGACGAAGACAUGGAGACGGUGACCAGCAGCGCCACUGAGCUGGCGGCAGAGGAAACCGAGCCUUUAGAUGCUCCAGAGGGAGAGGAAAGCAGCAGCGAAGAUGGUGAGAAGGGAGAGUCCCAGGAGAAACGGGAGAGUGAGCAGGACCCCCCAGAAACACACCAUCGGGAAGAGGACCACGUGGCGGGAUCCUCGGAGGAAGAUGAUGCCGGGUCAGAGGAAGAGGGCGAAGGGGAGGAAGAGCCCGCCAAGGAGGCCUCGGAGGAGAUCAAUUUCCCAGACACCACCAUCGACCUCUCUCACCUCCACACACAGAGAUCCCGGCUGCAGUCCGCUUCCAAAGAGGACGCGUCGAGCCUGAACGAAAACAAGACCCAGGCAGGCCGCAAGCACCUCUCAGCCAAGCAGAGGAGAGAAAGGAAGAAGAAGAAGCAGCCGAGCGAUGCAGUGGAGCCAGAGACGCCGAAGGAGAAGGACGAAGAGGACGAGACCCCGCUCCCUCUGCCUCUGUCCUCCAGCGACACCAGGAAUGGGGGCAACCAGCCACCUGUGAAGAGGGGGCAGAAGAGCAAGCUGAAGAAAAUCAAGGAGAAGUACAAGGACCAGGAUGAGGAGGACCGCGAGCUCAUCAUGAAGCUGCUGGGAUCCGCAGGGUCAAACAAGGAGGAGAAACCCAAGAGAGCCAAAAAGGGGAAGGGGAACCAAGAGCCCGCAAAGAAGCAGCCCCAGAAGCCCCGAGGGGGAAAGAGGCCUGAGCAGGGGGUCAGGAUAGAAGAGUUGACCCCAGAGAUGGAGGCCGUUGCCUUGGAAGACCCUCCAGAUGAGAAGGAGGAGCUGGACCAGGAUCAGCACACAAAUGAGGAAGGAGACACCUUCUUUGACUCCCUGACGGGCCAGCCCCACCAGGAAGACCUGCUCCUCUUUGCCGUGCCCAUCUGCGCCCCAUACACCGCCAUGACCCACUACAAAUACAAAGUGAAGCUGACGCCGGGGACCCAGAAGAAGGGGAAAGCUGCCAAGACCGCCUUGCACAAUUUCAUGCAGUCCAAGGAAGCAACGCCUCGGGAAAAGGAUCUCUUUCGCAGCGUGAAGGAUACAGACCUCUCCCGAAACAUCCCGGGCAAAGUGAAAGUGUCAGCCCCCAACCUCCUGAAUAUGAAGAAGAAGUGAGGGCGGUAUCGCCACCCUCCAGCUUUGGAGCGACUGGAAUGGACUCCUUUUGCGGAACGACUUCCUGGUUUGCACAUAAUAAAGCCCUCUGCCCUUCAAA
This is a messenger RNA of Anolis sagrei ordinatus, 3371 nucleotides long. NCBI's taxonomy places the organism in Eukaryota, Metazoa, Chordata, Lepidosauria, Squamata, Anolidae. The record is from RefSeq and is a predicted model, not a curated record.